AUGGGGACCAUUCUCGCUGUCCUGUGCUAUUCUACAGCCGUCCUUGGCAAGCUGGCUGAUCCCGGGGGCCCAAGGAAACUGCACCACGAUGUGGCGGACAGCUUCAAGGUGUUCCUGAGCUUUCCGAGUGCUGUGGCGGUCGUAGACACCGACAACGACACCAUGUUUAACUGCUGGACGGCGCAGCGCACGCAGAUCGACCAUGAUGCGAGAACGGCGACGUAUGCGGCUCGUUUUCCGACGGUUCGAAGAACCAUUCCGUUCCACGUCAAAGCCGAAAAGAACUCUCCAAAGUUCACUUUUACACUCGAUGAUGUUUACUUCAUGGACUAG
This is a messenger RNA of Rhipicephalus sanguineus (brown dog tick), 333 nucleotides long. RefSeq lists its product as uncharacterized. The transcript has 5 exons. Bases 1 to 333 code for a protein of 110 amino acids. The record is from RefSeq and is a predicted model, not a curated record. NCBI's taxonomy places the organism in Eukaryota, Metazoa, Arthropoda, Arachnida, Ixodida, Ixodidae.